CAGUUCUUCUCCCCAGCUCUUUUCCCUCCAUUUCAUUCGUUUCGAGCCAGCAGUCACAAUGGUCUACGCAACCUCUACCAAGCAUCCCAAGGGACUUCGUCUUCUCUCCCUCGAUGGCGGUGGCGUCCGAGGUAUCAUGGGUCUCGUCAUCCUCAGAGAGCUCAUGCUUCGCGUCCAGAAGAAAAAAGGCCUGGACAAAGUUCCCCUGCCAGCUGACUACUUCGAGCUCGCUGGCGGUACUAGCACUGGUGGUAUUAUGGGAAUCAUGCUCUUUCGUCUUCGCAUGAGUGUUGAUGACACCAUCGCUGAGUAUGACAGAAUCGCCAAGACCAUUUUUAGUCCUAAGAUCUACGGCUGGGAUAUUAGUUGGAUCCCUGGUUCGUCAUAUCUCAACAACAGCAAGGCGUUGGUUCAGGACAGUCGGUUUGAUGCUGGGUCUAUGAGCAAGGCAAUUGACGAGGUUGUUGAGAAAUUUGGACUCGACGAGAACGACAAGAAACUUAAAGGCAACGCUCCUCUUCAGCACGAAGGAGGUGCACGAAUGUUCUGCUGCACUACUGCUCAGAACAGGGCUGAGUCCAUGUUGAUGAGAACUUACAAGGACAAGACCAUCUACACCAAGUCCAAGGUCAACGAUGCACUUCUGAAGCACGGUGAUAAGCUCACCAUCAGCAUCGCAGCGCGUGCAACAUCUGCUGCCCCAACCUUCUUCCCCGAAGUGAAGUUUCCUGAGGAUAAGCCUGAGUUGGUGUUCUGGGACGGUGGCCUUCUUAACAACAACCCUAUCGACCAGCUCUGGUACACACGCUUUGAGCUAGUCGACCCCAAAGACCCUUCACCCCAAGUCUCAUGCGUCAUCAGCCUCGGCACUGGCUACGUCAGCCCAGGAAAGGCAAAGAAGUCUUGGAUCAAGGUUGUUGGAGUAGCAUCCAAGGUUAUGGACUUUGCUACCAACACCAACGCCAAAGGCAAGGACUUUUCACGCCACAUGACGCAUCUGAAUGAGCGGGAUGAGCACAAGGAUACCAAGUAUAUCCGUUUCAACCCAUUCCUGAAGGAGGAAAUUGGCCUUGAUGAGUAUUUGAGAAUGGAUGACCUCAAGGUGAUUGCGCAGAAGACCAUGGAUGACCCCAACCCGACCAACCAGUUUUGGAUCAACCAAGCUGUAGAUGCUAUUUGCGCAUAGGAUACAGACAAAUGGAACAAAAGAAUGUUAGUUUAUGUAUAAGGUAGUAUCAAGAAGCUAUUAGUUCUUCACCGUGAUGUACCAAUGGAGCAAUGGUAUGGUACAUGCAUUGACUUCACCAACCUGUGUAAUUCACUGCUGUAAAUAUUCUGUAUAGCGGGGUAGACUGGUCUGCUUUCAGGUGGCAAGAAUCAAACAGCUUUCAUGCCGUGAUUCAAUAGUCAAGAUAUUGUGCUGCAAGAG
This is a messenger RNA of Fusarium redolens, 1429 nucleotides long. Its product is annotated as acyl transferase/acyl hydrolase/lysophospholipase. The transcript has 2 exons. Gene Ontology annotation, cellular component: membrane. The record is from RefSeq and is a predicted model, not a curated record. Gene Ontology annotation, biological process: arachidonate metabolic process. Lineage: Eukaryota; Fungi; Ascomycota; Sordariomycetes; Hypocreales; Nectriaceae. Bases 59 to 1186 code for a protein of 375 amino acids.